AUGUCACUGUGCAAGUCUUGUUUGGGCUCUGUUCCAGCACGACAACUUCUAUCCCACAAGAACACUCUCUUCGAGCAGAGUCAUGGAAGCUCUUCCCUUGGAUUAUGUGGAGCCUAUGGAAGAGUAGGAACGAAGUUUAUCUUCAAAGAAAAGCAGAUUACCAUAAUGGAAGUAGUGGCAGAGAAGAAGCAGACGAGCAUAAUGAUACGGGAACACAUCUGA
Arabis nemorensis is the source of this 222-nucleotide messenger RNA. The record is from the annotation of a GenBank genome assembly. Lineage: Eukaryota; Viridiplantae; Streptophyta; Magnoliopsida; Brassicales; Brassicaceae.